This is a messenger RNA of Penicillium waksmanii, 954 nucleotides long. RefSeq names its product alpha/beta fold hydrolase. The coding region runs from base 1 to 954 and encodes 317 amino acids. NCBI's taxonomy places the organism in Eukaryota, Fungi, Ascomycota, Eurotiomycetes, Eurotiales, Aspergillaceae. The transcript has a single exon. The record is from RefSeq and is a predicted model, not a curated record.
AUGCAACAAACUUCUGAAAUCGACUGGGACAAAGGUGACAAGAGUGGGCUUGUCUCCAUUGGCUCCCACAAGCUUUAUCUGUCCGUUUCGGGGCCCGAUCGCAAGCCUGGGCAGCCUAUCGCCAUUCUUAUGCAGGGCCUCGGCAGCACGAUCGAUGAGUGGGUUGCAGUGCGAGAGCUCGUGCUUCCAUUUGCUCGAUGGCUGAACUACGAUCGCUCAGGGAUGGGUAGGAGCGAAGGCCCGGAGCAGACACCAUCAAGCAUAUCCGCAGCAUCAGUUGCAGCAGAGCUCGAUGUUCUCCUGAAGAACGCUGGCAUCGAACCUCCGUUCGUCGUUGUCGCUCACUCGUGGGGAGGCUAUACUUCUCGCGAGUUUCUAGAACUAAGGCCGAGCGAUAUCGUUGGCAUGGUCUUCGUGGAUUGCAAUACUGAACUUUUUUUUGACAAUGGUGCGUGGGGUUUGGACGUUUUCUAUCCAGUCCUCGGUGGACAGGAUUUUAUGGAAACUACCGGUCUUGUGACGUCCCAUGUUCUAUCUGAGGAGGACUGGAAAGCCGUCAAAGAAGAGCAGGCUAAUCCCCGACAUCAAGCCACCGAGGCUGCUGAGAUGCAAGCGGCGCCGAAAGAUAGACUGGCAAUGGUUCCCAAGAAGCAAUUAGAGAGACAACCUCUUGGGGAUUACCCGGUCAGUGUAAUCAUAGCAAAUACACCUGGAGAUUUCCAGAAAAUGUAUGACUUUGGAGUGGCCGCAGGCAACGGCACAGAAGAAGAAAGAGCUCUGUUUCGAAAACGCCUCGAUAGAUGGCGCGAGAUGGAUGAGGACUGGCAAAGAGAACUUCUGAAACUUUCUCGUCUCAGCAGAUCAGUUCGUCUGUAUUGCAGUCACAACGUCCAGCUAGUACAGCCAGAGAGCAUAGUUCAAGAGAUACGAUGGGCCAUGGAUAGCUGCAGAUAA